Molecule: messenger RNA, 291 nt
Organism: Linum tenue
Lineage: Eukaryota; Viridiplantae; Streptophyta; Magnoliopsida; Malpighiales; Linaceae
Source: the annotation of a GenBank genome assembly
AUGAAAACAACCCAGUUCUUGAGAGGGGGGAAGAGAAUUCCGAGCUCAACUGCAUCAUCCGCUGCCAUGGUAGCCAUUGCUGAUAGGAAGAGAAAGGUUCCGUCGGGUGGCUGCAGAAAUAAGUCUUAUGUUCCUAAGCGAUGGGUUCACAAGUUGAGGGCGCAGUGGAAGCAGACAAUAGGGUGGCAGAAGAGCAGCAGUUCUCAGUUCAGCUAUGACAUUUGUAGCUACUCUCUCAACUUUGACGAGGGUGGCUCUCUUGAUCAGGUCCUUAGAAGCCAUGUUUUGUAG